AUGAUAAAAGAUGUCCUCAAAAUUGCAAUUCCUGCCAUGUUUGCAUCAAUGUCAUUUGGAAUCGUUGAAGCAAUGAAUCUUAUAUUUAUGGGAUUCCUAGGUGAUGCAACUCUAAUAGCAGGAGUGGGUUUGGGCAAUGUAUAUAUCGUAAUUUUUGGAAUCAUAACAUUGUGUGGGUUUAACAGUAUACUUAGCACAUUGGUCUCUUAGAGUUAUGGCUAGGGAAAUUUAAAGCUAUGUGGUACAUAUUUAAAUAGAGGAAGAGUUGUAACGAUCUUUGCCUUCAUCCCUGUAGCUUUUAUAAUGCUAAAUGCCAAAUAUUUCUUUUAAAUAACUGGUGUUUAAGAGAAAACUUCUGAGUAAGCACAGCUAUAUAUAUGGUACAUGUUGCCAGGAUUAUUUCUAAAUGUGCAAUUUGAUCAGCUUAGAGUAUUCUUGAACUCCUUUGGAAAGACUUAUGUUUCAAUGUAUGUUUAGAUCUUGACUUGCGCUCUUCAUUACUUUUGGAGCUACUUGUUUAUAGACCAUCUUGGAAUGAACUUAAAGGGCACAGCAUAUUCAAAUACUUUGACUUAACUAACAAAUAUCAUAUUGAUUGCCAUUUUCAUCAGCUUUGAAAAAGAUAUUAAGGAUGCAUUCUUCUGGCCUGAUAGACAAUCAUUUGUUGGAUUAUGGAGCUAUGUUAAAAUGGCUAUACCUGCGAUGCUCCUUUGGGGUAUAGAAUCAUGGGCUUUUUCUGCAUAAACUAUAAUGGUUAGCACAGUUUCAAACAAUAUGGCUGCAGCUCAAUCAAUUAUCCAUAAUAUUAUGAUGCUUGCAUUCAUGAUUACAAUAGGCAAUACAUAUGCCUCCUCAGCUCUAAUUGGUAAAUUCAUUGGUUCAAAUGAUAUUCCAAAAGCAAAGGCUUACCUAAGGGUCUUGACAUACUUUGGUCUCUUAUUAGCCUUUAUUUAAUGGUUUAUAGUGUAUUUUUUUGGAAAGUAUAUCUUCUAUAUUUUUACAGAUGAGGAAGAAGUUUAGAUUUUAAUUCAAAAUGUUACUUAUCUGAUCGCAAUGAAUGCUUUCUUUGACUGCACUAUGGGAUGGCUAAGUGGAGUAAUUAGGGGACUUGGUGUUUUGAAAAAGGCUCUAUUAGGAAUUGUGAUAGUAUUCUAUUUUAUUGGCAUUCCUCUCUAGUACUAUUUGCUUUUCAAACAAAAGAUGGGGUUGGUGGCCAUAUGGACAGGAAUGCUAGUUUCGUAGGUAAUAGUAACUUUCUAUUAUCUGUACUUAAUCCACAUUCACACUGAUUGGAAUAAGGCUGCAGAAGAGUCAGCUUCUAGGGCUUUGAAAGAAAAAACUGAAGCAGAGAAAAGAGAUCAAGAUGCUAAAGACAAAAAAAUGUAGCUAAGCAAUAAGUUGAUUGCUUGA
Molecule: messenger RNA, 1410 nt
Organism: Stylonychia lemnae
Lineage: Eukaryota; Ciliophora; Spirotrichea; Sporadotrichida; Oxytrichidae
Source: the annotation of a GenBank genome assembly